AUGGAUGUCAUUGCGUUGAAAGUUCAAAGCUUGAAGAGGGUGUGGUUUCCAGCUGGUUAUAGAGUGACAAGGAUUGCUGUCCAAAGGAUCCUUAAUCAUGGUGGUUCAUAUCGCUUCCUUUUGAUUUGGAAACACAAUGAUGAGAUAGUGAAGAACAGGAGAAUUACUGGACUUUUGAAAAGUGAGAUCUGGGGAUGGACACUGUUCUACGCAGCCGUUUCAGGCUUGGCCUUUGGCUCUGGUUAUUAUCAUCUCAAACCUGAUGACAACGGAAUCGUAUGGGACACUUUGCCUGUUCGGUUUUCUCACUUAUCACUCUGCUUUAGCUUUCGUGAAAAUAAUUGGAAUGAGUCUUCUUUAAGUUAUAUUGCCUUGUUUCUGUUCAUAUCAUUUUUCAAUGUUGCUUACGCCAGAGUCUUUAAUGAUCUCCGGUUAUACAUGACGUUCCAGUUGAUUCCGUGUCGGGCCAUUCCCCUCAUAACCGUUUUGUUACCUCCCAAGUAUACUCACUCUAGGUUCUGGCUCUUGGCAACAGCGGCUCACUCUGUUUCCAAGAUCAAUGGAUAUAUCAUCGGUGGACAUUCACUGGGACAUUUGUGUUCAGCAUUGGCUAUGCUUUUACUUACCGUUAUGCUUUUGUAUAGAAGCAUUCGGUUUCAGAGAUUAAGUGAGCUCAAAGGCCAUCUUUGA
Messenger RNA from Brassica oleracea var. oleracea, 690 nucleotides. RefSeq lists its product as uncharacterized. NCBI's taxonomy places the organism in Eukaryota, Viridiplantae, Streptophyta, Magnoliopsida, Brassicales, Brassicaceae. Bases 1 to 690 code for a protein of 229 amino acids. The transcript is spliced from 7 exons. The record is from RefSeq and is a predicted model, not a curated record.